AUGACUAAGAUCGCACUCAUCGGUGCCGCGGGCCAGAUAGGCACACCACUGAGCUUGCUAUGCAAAACUAGUGACCUUUUUGACGAGAUCUCCCUCUACGAUCUCGUUCAUGCCCCCGGUAUUGCAACGGAUCUGAACCACAUCGACACCAGGGCCGUGGUCUCUGGCUACCUUGUCGAAGGCGAUGGACUGAAGAAGGCGUUGCAAGGGGCCGAUUUCAUUGUUGUCACAGCCGGUAUCGCGCACCUGUUCAAGACCAACGCAAGCAUCAUCCGCGACAUAUUCACCGAAAUUGCCAGAACGUCCCCCCAUGCGAUUAGCUGCGUCGUCACCAACCCCGUCAAUUCGACCGUCCCCGUGGCAGCCGAAGCCCUCCGGAAGGAAGGUGCCUUUGACCCAACCCGCCUCUUCGGAGUCACGACACUCGACGUUGUGCGAGCCUCGACCUUCAUCGCUCACGCUCUGGGCGGUGGUGCCGAUCCCAAGAACUUCAAGGUGCCCGUCGUCGGGGGCCACAGCGGUGGCACCAUCCUGCCGCUCUACAGCCAAUCGGAGCCCAAGGUCGAUGUCGAUGCUGAGACGUUGGCUAAGGUUAUCCACAGGGUUCAGUUUGGUGGCGACGAGAUUGUGCAAAGCAAGCAGGUCGCUGGCAGCGCAACAACCUGCAUGGCCUACGCUGGAUUCAGGUUCGUCAAGGCUCUUCUGGCGGCCAGGGCGGGCACGCCCGUCACAGAGGAGGCCUACGUCUACCUGCCCGGUGUGCCAGGUGGCAAAGAGAUUGCCGCGAGGCUUGGAGUCGAUUAUUUUGCUGUCAAGAUCGAGCUGGGCCCCAAGGGUGCUAAGCAAGCAUUGGACUUUGGUGCUGUGUCGGAAGACGAGAAGAAGCUGUUGGAAGUGGCAGUAAAGGAUCUUAAGGUCAACAUCCAAUCUGGUCUGGCUUUCAUGGCUGCAUAG
Messenger RNA from Diaporthe amygdali, 954 nucleotides. RefSeq lists its product as uncharacterized. Gene Ontology annotation, biological process: tricarboxylic acid cycle; malate metabolic process. The coding region runs from base 1 to 954 and encodes 317 amino acids. The transcript is spliced from 5 exons. Gene Ontology annotation, molecular function: L-malate dehydrogenase (NAD+) activity. The record is from RefSeq and is a predicted model, not a curated record. Lineage: Eukaryota; Fungi; Ascomycota; Sordariomycetes; Diaporthales; Diaporthaceae. Gene Ontology annotation, cellular component: cytoplasm.